Mauremys mutica (yellowpond turtle) is the source of this 2862-nucleotide messenger RNA. It is a transcript of the gene CWC25, whose product is annotated as CWC25 spliceosome associated protein homolog. The record is from RefSeq and is a predicted model, not a curated record. NCBI's taxonomy places the organism in Eukaryota, Metazoa, Chordata, Testudines, Geoemydidae. The transcript has 10 exons. Gene Ontology annotation, biological process: mRNA splicing, via spliceosome. The coding region runs from base 138 to 1397 and encodes 419 amino acids. Gene Ontology annotation, cellular component: U2-type spliceosomal complex.
CACCCUCCCCGCGCUGAGCGCCGGGGCGGGGCGCAGGAAGUGGCGCCAUCAGCCGGGGCCCUGCCGGGAAGGACUCGGCGCCGGGAGCUGACGCGCGGCCGGGCCCGGUAACGGGGCGAGCUCGAGUCUCCGCCGUCAUGGGGGGAGGAGACCUGAAUCUGAAGAAGAGCUGGCAUCCCCAGACUCUGCGCAAUGUGGAGAAGGUGUGGAAGGCAGAGCAGAAACAUGAAGCCGAGCGGAAGAAGAUUGAGGAGCUGCAGCGGGAGCUGCGGGACGAGCGAGCCCGGGAGGAGAUGCAGCGCUAUGCGGAGGAUGUGGGAGCAGUCAAGAAAAAAGAAGAGAAGUUGGACUGGAUGUACCAGGGUCCCGGGGGUAUGGUGAACAGAGAAGAGUAUCUGAUGGGCCGCCCUGUGGACAAAUACGUCUUUGAGAAGAUGGAAGACAAAGAGGCAGGUUGUUCCAGUGAAACAGGACUUCUCCCAGGCUCCAUUUUUGCCCCCACAGGUGCCAAUUCUGUCCUAGACAUGGCAAGCAAAAUCCGGGAGGAUCCACUUUUCAUGAUAAGGAAAAGAGAGGAAGAGAAAAAAAGGGAAGUUUUGAAUAAUCCUGUAAAAAUGAAGAAAAUCAAAGAACUGUUGCAAAGCAGCUUGGAAAGAAAGGAAAAAAAGAAGAAGAAGGAGAAGAAAAAGAAGCACAAGAAACGCAGACAUCAAAGUUCUAGCAGUGAAAGCACCAGCAGUGACGAUGAGCAGAGCAGAGCGAGAUCCAAGAAGAUGGAUAGUUCUUGGGAACCUGUUCAUCCCAAAGUCCCAGGGUACGGCUUACAGAGUAGAGACCUUGACCACAGUCACCGGCCUCGGCGCUCUCCAGCUGCUGGCCAGGAAAGAGCCACCCACAAACACCGAGACCGCGCUAGGUCAAGGAGCCAGUCCGGGUCUCCUAAAAGAGAGACUGGCAAGAAGAGUACAGGGGAGGAAGAGUCUGAGCGCAGGAGGUCAAGAUCUCCUCCUAGGCAUGGGGAACAGUACAGCACCAAGGUGGACAGGAAAGAAAAGGAAAGAGCUAGGAGCCCUUCCCCUAAAAAAGGAUACCGACGACAGCAUGCUUCAGGGUAUACUAGAAAGCUCUCCGCAGAGGAGCUAGAGCGUAAGCGUCAGGAAAUGUUGGAAAAUGCCAAGUGGCGGGAAGAGGAGAGAGCAAACAAUGUCAGGAGACACCGAAAGGAGGAGGAGCGGGAACGAGAACUGGAGAAACUCAGCUCCCGAGAUGGAAAAUUCCUACACCACAUAAAACUGGAGAGUGCGUCCACUUCUUCUGUAGAGGAUCGGGUCAAACGCAACAUCCACUCCAUACAGAGAACACCAGCUGCCCUGGAAAAAAACUUUAUGCAGAGAUGAAACUUGCUCUCCUCCUGCUGAUGUGCUGGCUCGCGGGGGCUUUUUCAGAACAGUUCACAGGACACUUCUUCUCAGAGGGCAGCUGCCCCAUGCACAGAGGGAUCCUCCAACAACCUGCACAGAUUUCUGCAAUGAUACUUACUCUGUGAAAGGGAGCUGGACUUCUCUAUAUCAGCACAGAGUUCCUUGGCCUUCUAGCUUUGUGAAGGCAUUUAUACCUAGAGUAUUAAAUUGCAACAAGCUGUUUGCUGGAGUCACCCUCCACCCUUAUAUUCUAUUUUUAACACUUUGCCAGAUUCCGCUUCCUGUUGCCCACCUAAACCAGUAUCCAUUUUUAAUACUGUUCUCAGACACAAAUUUCUGGUAACUAAUUACCAGACUCAUUGGGCAAGUUGACCUCUUUUGAUGCUUGAGAAAGGAUCUAUUUUAUCAAUACUCUAGAAUCGGCCAUGGGAACAAAUUCACCUGUGGAGUAACUCUGCUAACUUCUGUGAAGUGACACCAGAGACAGACUUAGCUUGAUUAGUAUUCAGUGUCAGCAGUUUGGGAAUAGGCAAGGAGGGGGUAUGGAGUUAGUUUCAGACAUACCUGAUCUGUGAAAUAGCUAUAGAAAUAUGCCAAGUUGCUCACAGGUUUGAAUGAUGUGUGUUAGCAAGGCAGAGACUUGAGUGAAAGGAAGAAUAAACUGAAGCAAAACUCAAACAAGAUGCAGGUAAUAGAAUAAAAUAGAAUAAAAUAUUUCUCUGGGAUUUUGUACAUAUACAUGGAGUAAUGGGUGUGUAUCUGACUAGGCUUUUUUUUAAAGUACUUUUUAAGAAAUCUGUCACUUUUCCAGAAAAGAGGGUUAGAUUCUAAUUGCAGAGAGCACUGUCAAUUCAUCAUUUAGGGCCAAUUAGCAAUUAGUGCAGUAGGUUAUAGCAGUCUUGGAAAACUGUCAUAAAAAUGUCCCCUCCCCACAUUGAUGAAAAUGAGUAUUGCAUCCAAAAAUAAAACUGUUGUGUUGAUAAGCAGACAAAAUAUGCAGUGCUGAGUAACAAAAUUCUGUUUGCUCAUGUGUAGAAGAGGGAAGGGUCAUUAUUUGGAGGCUGAGGGUAGGAAUGUGAGACUUAAUUAGGGAUUUCUCCAUUUUAUGAGGGGUCAGGCAAAUACACUUUGUAGCUCAGAGAGCAAAUUUUCAUGACAGUUUUGCAAAGCUGAUUUAAGUAUUCUUUGAAUUAACCACACUUUAUAAAAUGUUUUCCUUUGGCAGAUGAUUAUUGCUCUAUAGUAGCUUACUGCUGGUUUAUUCUAAAAUUAGUGCAAAUAGGAGGCAGAAAUGAACCCAUUUACUUUUAGGUAUAAUUUUUAAAAGUUGCUUAAAGACACAGUAUUUCUCAUACCUGCCUUUGUAUAUUACCACUGUGACUCCUUCAUCCUUGCUGUGUUACAGCAAUGGGUUCUAUUAAAUGUUGCGUGGCCUGUUUUA